Anguilla anguilla (European eel) is the source of this 2931-nucleotide messenger RNA. Its product is annotated as solute carrier family 22 member 6. Lineage: Eukaryota; Metazoa; Chordata; Actinopteri; Anguilliformes; Anguillidae. The transcript is spliced from 10 exons. Gene Ontology annotation, molecular function: transmembrane transporter activity. Gene Ontology annotation, biological process: transmembrane transport. Bases 562 to 2598 code for a protein of 678 amino acids. The record is from RefSeq and is a predicted model, not a curated record.
UUUGAGUUCUCUAUAACAGUCAGGGGCGGACUCUCGUCUGCCCCAGCAGGAAUUCUGAAAUCAGCUGUUUCCAAACACCACAGUCAAGUUCUGAACAUGUUCGGUCACACUGUGCGCUCGUGAAAUUCUCGUGCUCAUAUACACUAUGCAUACAGGUAGUCCGUAAACACAAUGAAAGAAGCGUGUUGAAAAUUGCGUUUCUAUGUUUUUACUAAGCAUUUCGGCAAUGAAAUAGUCUGGUAGGUCAGUAAAUAGACUAAACUUAACUCUGCCGUUGGAGCUUACAAUUGAGCUUGCAGGAUUUAGCAAUCAUUAGUCCAAACAUGACAGAAAAAUAAUUUCUGUUCCAUUUUUUACUCUGCUAGGUAAGGCGAACAGUUAUUUUUUAUUUUAUUAAUAUUUUAAAGACGAACAGUUAUUGACAGAUAAUUACACCGUCUCUGUUUUUUUUUUUCGUGCUGGUUGAAAUAGCCCACCACACAAACAGUAGUUUUGUAAAUAGAUUACUGGAUAAGUUGAUUAUCUGCUCAUUGACUUUUUGGUCAUCUUAAUUUUAACGGAAUGAGUCUGCAGGAAGCCCUGGCGAUUGAUCCUGCCAUGGGUCCUUUACAGAGGAGCGUGUACUGGAAACUGUGCGUGCUGUUUUUCUUCACGGCAUUCAUGUUUUUCGCCGACGUGUUUACUGUAAAUAUAUUUCCAUGUCUUGAACCGGAGAGAGUUCACAACUUUAUUCAAAAUUCCACAGAAUCCAUAUUUUCGAAUGAAAAUGAUUACACUUGGAAUAAUGUCACAGAAAGCGUCGAUAGUUCAGAAUGUGUGGAAAUGGAGCUUUUUGCUUAUGGACAAACCAUGUACAUGAUAGGACUGCUGUUCUGCGCUCCUGUGGGCGGGGCUUUCGCUGACAGCUAUGGGAAGCAGCGCCUCCUGGUGGUGAGCGCUGCAUUGCAGGCAGUCACAGCCCUGUGCUCAGCCUUCUCCCCCUCUGCUGCCUUCCACCUGGCUGCCCGCUGUGUGGCUGGAAUGGCGUGCUGUGGCAUCAACAUCAGCAGCUUCAGUUUAGGUGUGGAGUGGAGUCUGCCUAGGUACCGCACCUGGCCACCUGCCCUGCUAUCCUUCUUCUUCAGCCUUGGAAUGAUGUGUCUGGCUGGUGCAGCAUAUCUCUGUUCAAGUGUGGUCCAGCUGUACCUGAGCAUGGCUAUACCACAGCUCCUCUGCUUCCCUCUCUACCUUUCUAUCCCAGAGUCUCCUCGAUGGCUGUUCCUGAAUGGAAAGAUGAAGAUUGUAGAGCAGUAUCAGGCCAGGAGUCAUGAGGACAGGAAGAAUCUGGAUCAGCUUAUAGAUAUCAUGGGAAAGGAAGAAAAACCCAGUGAAACAUACAACAGCCAGAAAAGACACUGUGACCUGGUACACUUCAAAUCCCCUACCAUAAUACUGAGGCUCUUUGUAAUGAGCUAUAUUGGGUUGGCCUCUGCCCUUACCUACUAUGGGAUUUGCUUUAAUGUGGGGAAUUUUGGGGUGGAUAUCUACCUGGCUCAGUUUUUUUCCGGGCUGUCAGAGGCUCCCUCGCUCCUGAUGCCCCUGCUGCUGGGGCGCUGUGGCCGACGCCCCUUCUCCAUCAUCUCACUCUUCCUCAGUGGCUCCGCCUGCCUGCUGUCCGUCCUUAUCUCCAAGUCCUGUGAUGCUCCUGCUCUUGUGAUGGGCUUGGCUCUGAUGGGGAAACUGUGCAUUCAGACUACCACCUGUGUGACAGUACUCUAUGGAAUAGAGCUGUUUCCCACCAUAAUCAGGCAGAAGUGUGUGGGUGUAGCAUACCUGUGGUACCGUGUGGGCUGCAUUCUGAAUGCUGUGGUAGCUCUUCGAGGAGGUAUCCCCCUAGUGGCCAUGAUGUGGUACGGCAGCGGGCCCAUCCUGGGGGCUGGGCUAUGCCUGCUGCUUCCCGAGACCAGCGGAAGGCCCCUCCCUGACACAGUCCCAGACUGUGAGGCCCAGCAGGGUGGGCUGAUGCCACUCUGCUGCCCCCCGGUGGAGGCCACUGGAGUAUCGCCUUCCCUCCCCAGGCAAGAACAGGGCGGAGUAUCGCCUUCCCUCCCCAGGCAAGAACAGGGCGGAGUAUCGCCUUCCCUCCCCAGACAGAAGCAGGGCGGAGUAUCGCCUUCCCACCCCAGGGAGAAGCAGGGCGGAGUAUCGCCUUCCCACCCCAGGGAGAAGCAGGGCGGAGUAUCGCCUUCCCUCCCCAGGGAGAAGCAGGGCGGAGUAUCGCCUUCCCACCCCAGGGAGAAGCAGGGCGGAGUAUCGCCUUCCCUCCCCAGGGAGAAGCAGGGCGGAGUAUCGCCUUCCCUCCCCUGGCAGAAGCAGGGCAGAGUAUCGCCUUCCCUCCCCAGGCAGAAGCAGGGCGGAGUAUCGCCUUCCCUCCCCAGCCAGAAGCAGGGUGGAGUAUCGCCUUCCCUCCCCAGCCAGAAGCAGGGUGGAGUAUCGCCUUCCCUCCCCAGGCAGAAGCAGGGCAGAGUAUCGCCUUCCCACCCCAGGCAGAAGCAGGGAGGAGUAUCGCCUUCCCUCCCCAGGGAGAAGCAGGACAGAAACCCCCACAGAGUCCUCUGAUGGCCUGGGGGCUGUUUCACACGCAGUGUAAAACUGCGUAAGUCUGCGUUACUGCCCUAAUACAACAACACACUGCCUUCUGUCCCUCAAACGGAGCACAACACGAAGAGAAUAAGGGUUAAAUCUGAAUAUUGUCCUCGACAGUGCUUAUUAAAUGCUCUUUACGACAGCAAUUGAGUAUGUAUAUCAGUACAUUUGAUAUUUUCUGUAUUACACACGUGGGAAGGAUCAUUUAAGGACCUUUCAUGUGUUUUAAUGUUUUUCCAUCCAUAUUUUCAGAGAUUAAACUAAAUCACGUAUAAGAAAUGUAUAAAUAGGGAUGUGAAAGAAACU